Phytophthora nicotianae INRA-310 is the source of this 885-nucleotide messenger RNA. RefSeq lists its product as hypothetical. The transcript is spliced from 4 exons. Bases 1 to 885 code for a protein of 294 amino acids. Gene Ontology annotation, molecular function: zinc ion binding; carbonate dehydratase activity. The record is from RefSeq and is a predicted model, not a curated record. Lineage: Eukaryota; Oomycota; Peronosporomycetes; Peronosporales; Peronosporaceae.
AUGAAGUUCUUCGCCACCACAUCCGCAGUCAUUGCCUCCUGCGUUCUCGCCCAAACCACCGUGUCCGCUGCUGGCGCACCAUGGGGGUACAAGACCAACGACGCCACUAUGGCUGGACCAGCGCAGUGGGCUGAUCACUACCCGACGUGCGGGGGUUCUCGGCAAUCUCCCAUCGAUAUCACCACCACGACAGGAAAUGCGGCUACGCGCACACUAUCGUUCAGUGGCGAGUGUGCCAGCUUCAACCUCACGCAGACGACUGACACAUUCAAGGCGAGCGUCGCUGGCGGCUCCUGCGCGGCGUCGGCGAACGGUGCUUCAUACAACAUGGCGCAGUUCCACAUUCACGCACCUUCCGAGCACACACUCAACGGUAAGCCGCUGGAUGGAGAGGUCCACUUCGUCCACAGCAACGCGGACGGCUCCGCCCUUAUGGUCGUGGGUGUCUUCUUGCAAGUAGCCAACGGAGGCGCGACGGACCCGUGGAUGGUCUCGGUACUCGACGGGAUGGAAGCUGUCACGCCGGCCGCACCGACGACGAUGAGCCUUGGUUCAUACUCGAACCUGGUGAACACCAACGCCGUCCGCCUCUACAACUACCCGGGUAGUCUCACCACCCCUGGUUGCGACGAGAUCGUCGACUGGUGGGUGGUGGAGCAGCCCAUGUCGAUCUCGUCGGCGGACUUCAACUACCCGGGUAGUCUCACCACCCCUGGUUGCGACGAGAUCGUCGACUGGUGGGUGGUGGAGCAGCCCAUGUCGAUCUCGUCGGCGGACUUCACCCGCUUGCAGACGCAGCUGAAGGAACUGUCGGUGACGGACAACGGCAACAAUGCUCGCCCCGUGCUACCGCUGAACGGACGUACCAUCGCCAGCCUGCAGUAG